AUGGCGGCGGCGGGGCUGUGCCCGUGCCGGGCGCUGCUCGCCCGCCGCGGCGGGGCUCUGCGGGCGCUCUGCGGCUCCGUGCGGGGCCUCGCCGCGGGGCCGGAGACGCAUUUCGGCUUCCAGACCGUGACGGAGGCGGAGAGGAGGGAGAAAAUUUACCAGGUCUUUGAAAGUGUGGCCAAGAAAUACGAUGUAAUGAAUGAUUCAAUGACUCUAGGGAUUCAUCGAGUGUGGAAGGAUAUCCUCAUGCAUAAAAUGAACCCUUCCCCAGGAACACUUCUUCUUGAUGUUGCUGGAGGAACAGGUGACAUCGCCUUUCGAUUUAUUAAUUAUGUUCGCUCUGUACGAGAACGCCAGCUCCAGCGGAGGCUUAAGCACCAUCAGAAUUUAUCAUGGCAGGAAAUUUCGGAGAGUUACCAGGAAGACAAAUCUAAGUCACUAGGGGAUUCCCAAGUGGUAGUCUGUGACAUUAACAAAGAAAUGUUAAAAGUUGGGAAGCAGAAAGCACAGCAUCUUGGCUACUCCGAAGGCUUGUCCUGGGUACUUGGGAAUGCUGAAGAGUUGCCCUUUGAUGAUGAUAAGUUUGAUGUUUACACAAUUGCCUUUGGAAUCCGAAAUGUAACUCGUAUUGAUUUGGCACUUCAGGAGGCUUAUCGUGUGCUGAAACCGGGAGGAAGAUUUCUCUGCCUUGAAUUUAGUCACGUCAGCAACCCUCUUCUUUCCAGGCUCUACGAUCUGUACAGUUUCCAGGUUAUCCCUGUUCUGGGUGAGGUUAUUGCUGGUGACUGGAAGUCAUACCAGUAUCUCGUGGAGAGCAUCCGACGUUUCCCCCCUCAGGAGGAGUUGAAGGCAAUGAUAGAAGAUGCAGGGUUUUUUAAAGUGGAUUAUCAGAAUUUAAACUCGGGCAUUGUUGCCAUUCACUCAGGUUUCAAACUGUGAGUCUACUAUGUAGCAAAACACAGGAAGUGUAAUUUUCCUAAGGAAUAUGAAGGGUGUGGAAUUUUAAUGCUAUCAAGAUUGAAGAGGAGUUUUAAAAACUUAUACAACAGAUACUUGCUCAGCAGUCAGACCCAGAAGAACAUCAGUUACCUUUUUUUCCCCCCAAGAAACAUGCGGAUGAAGUGACUCCUGUGGCGUUUCUUACACUUGCAUUUCCCUUCGAAUGCCACGUAAAGGACAUGGACAAAACUGAGCAAUGCUAACAAAUGAAGCAACUUCAGUUACCAGUGGUGUGGAUACAGAAAUAGACUGACUGGUCUUUGAAUAAGAUGCCUCCUUUUUUUACCAAGCUUCAAGGAGGAUAUCAUACCAGUGAAAAGUAACUUGAUUUAUUACAUUUUUAUUAAGCUGUCAUUAUCUUUGUCAUGUGGACUCUAAGGGACUUUUCCCAUAAUUCCUUUUCUUAUUUCAAAGGCAAAUGGAAGGCUUGUGAAAUAAAACAGCUCUGCAUCAACUUUUUUUCAGCUAAGUCAAUAUUUUAACCUUUCUAAGGUUUCCUUUCUAAGAUAUUUUUUCUGAAGGAGAAUGACUGCAUAACUGUAUUCUGGGAUGAGAUGACAUGUUUUCACUGCCAUAUGAAGCCUUUGUCAGUGCUAGAUGCAUAAUCUCUACAUAGAAACACUGUGCAUGUCCUUCUGUUCUUUAAACUGUUGAACAGAUGCUUCUGUAGUACCCCUGUAGGAUACAGUAAAAAAAAUAUCUAGAGAAGGUAUAAAUUUACAUUCUAAUGUAACAGCUGUGUAAUUUUGUCUCUUCUGAAACUGGGGAGAUGAAAGGACUAUUGCUUGUAGCUCACCAGUUCACUUGAAAUCAGAAAAGCAACACCAUGUAUCUAAACUCCAGAAUUUGCACUGGAGGUUGUGCAUGCUGAAAAUAUGCUUAUCAAGAAUUGAAAAGCGGUCUCUCUUAUUUCAGGGAAAAUAUCUCCUGUUGUUAUCAGUUACUGACUGAUGACAUACUCAUAGAUCAGCUCAGGAUUCAGAUGCUGUGGAUUGGGGGGGGGCAGGAA
Molecule: messenger RNA, 2008 nt
Organism: Gavia stellata (red-throated loon)
Lineage: Eukaryota; Metazoa; Chordata; Aves; Gaviiformes; Gaviidae
Gene: COQ5
Product: coenzyme Q5, methyltransferase
Exons: 7
Coding region: 1-939 (312 amino acids)
Biological process (GO): ubiquinone biosynthetic process
Molecular function (GO): methyltransferase activity
Source: RefSeq, a predicted model, not a curated record